Clunio marinus is the source of this 255-nucleotide messenger RNA. NCBI's taxonomy places the organism in Eukaryota, Metazoa, Arthropoda, Insecta, Diptera, Chironomidae. The record is from the annotation of a GenBank genome assembly.
AUGCUAGAGAAAAAUGUAGAGAAAACGGCCGAGUUACGAGGCGGCUGUUGGCGAUUUCUGUCUAAGAGUGAGCUGACGGGUGCUCCAAAGCAAAGAGAAAAAAAUCAAAUUGGACAUAAAUUGAAGAGGAGAAAAAGGGUAUCUGCAAGCUCUUUUUGCAAUUUUAAAGCAUUGGCGAGUCGAGAGCGGAAAAAAAUGUUGAUAAUCAAAAGUGGUGGAAGAAAAGCGAGUAAAAGGGGUUGCAGGCAAGAAUAA